AUGUCACACAAGUCAUUUGGCGGCUCAUCCGUCUACUCGGAUGACACCAACUCAUCAACAUGGACAACUACAUAUGCCAGAAUCCCCAAGAAGCAGCCCAUGGCUAUUCGAUUUCUGUCUUGGGUUGCUGGUGCCCCUCCAGGUGUCACUGCCGUCAAGAAGAGAACCCGAGACUUUGAUGAUGACCGCUCUGUCCGGUCAGGUGGUUCAGCCUUUUCUUACUGGAACGAACCAGAAACACAACUCUACUGGGUUGCCCGACCUCACGGGUACUACUACUACUACGGUGGUAGUAACAGCAGCAGCAGCGGCAGCAGUACCGGCAGCAGCCGUAGCAAGAAAAGCGGACGUAGUCGCAAGGAUGGCGGAGGCUCUCGUAAGCACUUUGACGGAGCCGUUCCCCGACCUCCAGUACAGCCUAUGGGGAUGCCGAUGCCGCCGAUGAACGGUGGCCCACCUCCGCCUCCGCCUCCGAUGGGUGGACCCAUGGACGGAGGUUUCGAUCCCGGGUUCGGUGGAGGUUAUGAAGGAGGUUACGAUGAUGGUGUCUACGAUCAAGGACAAAGUUACGAUCCUGGCUACGGAGGUGGUUACUCUCCUGCACAGAUGAAUGGUCCCCCUCCUCCUAUGCCACCACCUCCCAUGAACGCUCAAAUGCCCGAAGCAGCACCUUUUAUCAACGUGACUGGUCAAAACCAACCGGGCAAUCCUUUCCAGGGGGGGAGAAGUGGUCCCCGAUCAGAGAGUGAAUGGAGUUCUGAUUGGAGUGAUCAAGAAUUAUAG
Fusarium venenatum is the source of this 783-nucleotide messenger RNA. RefSeq lists its product as uncharacterized. The record is from RefSeq and is a predicted model, not a curated record. NCBI's taxonomy places the organism in Eukaryota, Fungi, Ascomycota, Sordariomycetes, Hypocreales, Nectriaceae.